This is a messenger RNA of Exophiala dermatitidis NIH/UT8656, 411 nucleotides long. RefSeq lists its product as uncharacterized. NCBI's taxonomy places the organism in Eukaryota, Fungi, Ascomycota, Eurotiomycetes, Chaetothyriales, Herpotrichiellaceae. The record is from RefSeq and is a predicted model, not a curated record. The transcript has a single exon. Bases 1 to 411 code for a protein of 136 amino acids.
AUGGGCCAGAUCAAAAACGAAAGCCAAAGAGCAGGCAACAAAAACAACAACAACAACAUCAUCAUCAUCAUCACCACCACCACAAGAACGGGACCACUACACCACAUAUCCAUCAAUCCAAGACUUCUUCGACACGAAGCGACAACACCUACUGAUCGCCGCAGGCCCGGACAGCUGGUUCGCCGGCCGCAUCGUCCCAGGCUCACAUGGAAAACUGGUACAUCCGGCGCCGCCGAACGUGCCACGACCCCUGUGGACGGAGGCGGAGCGCAUGGAGAGGAAAGAAAAGCUCAAACGGAAAUGCAAGGGCAGAAAGCUCGAUCCGCAGUAUUGUCUGCGCAGAUACCAGCUGGAGACGAUGUGGAAGGCACCAAAGCCUGUCGGGGAGGAAUUGCUCGCCGAGAGAGAUAG